ACCGUUUAGCUGGUACCGUUAGUACCGGUACCUGCCCUCCCCUACCGCUCAGACCAAAACAAAACAAAGAUGGCGUUAGCACAGAAGAGGACGCACGUCCGGCUUCCCCCUGAGGUGAACCGCAUUCUGUAUGUGCGUAACCUGCCCUACAAGAUCACCGGUGAGGAAAUGUACGACAUCUUUGGAAAGUAUGGAGCCAUCAGACAGAUCAGAGUUGGCAACACCCCAGAAACUCGAGGCACCGCGUUUGUCGUGUUUGAGGACAUUUUUGACGCCAAGAACGCCUGUGACCACUUGUCGGGCUUCAAUGUGUGCGGCAGAUACCUGGUUGUGCUCUACUACCAGUCCAACAAGGCGUUCAAGAAGAUGGAUGCUGAGAAGAAACAGGCUGAGCUGGACAGAGUCAAGACUAAAUAUGGCAUAAACACGGAGGAACUGAAGAAAUAGUCGUUAAGUAAUCCCUAGAUAGGUGUAAAAUAUGUCUCCAUCUUUGUAUAACAGUUUUCAUAUCAAGCUCAUGUUUUUGUAUUUCUGACAUCAUCCAUUUGAACUGCUCAUUUCUAUUUUCCUUCUUACUCCAUUUUUUUAGUGUCUCAAAACCUUUAAAUUCGUCAUUGCCAGCCUCUUAGUACUCCUUGAAUAGUGUAAAAUUCUGUCUCAUAUUCAAUAGAGUUUUAUAUUAUGCUCGUGUUUUCUUCGAUAUACAUCAUCCAUUUGUGCUUAUUUGGGUUUCCUUCUUACUCUGUCCUCGCCUCUGUUUUCCUUCUUUCUCCUCUCGUAGCAUCUUCAAACCUUUAAACUGACAAUCUCUCUUUGGCUUCCUCUUGUCGUAGUGGGAGCAGCACUUUUGCAAGAUUCCAUCAGCUCUUGGUCCAUCUACAUUAUCAUAAAAAAAACCUUGGAUUGGUAUGUCUUCUUUACCCCCAUCUUUCCUUUCAUAUAAAAAAUUUAAUCUUUUUCAUUUCAUACAAGAAUUUUCAUCUCUUCUUUUUAUAAAACAAUUUUCUUCUGGUUUCUGUUGCCUUUUUCCAUUCGAAUUGCUGUUUUCAUUCUUACACUUUUCUGUUGGUCUCGUAACUCACCAGUCAGUUUCAUGUCCCAGAUUCUUCAUUUCUUCUGGAUGAAGUUUGUCCACAAGCUGACCAAUGUACAAUGUCUAGUCUAAGGAAUAAUUAAAAUCUUUUAAGA
Molecule: messenger RNA, 1188 nt
Organism: Eriocheir sinensis (Chinese mitten crab)
Lineage: Eukaryota; Metazoa; Arthropoda; Malacostraca; Decapoda; Varunidae
Gene: Sf3b6
Product: splicing factor 3B subunit 6-like
Exons: 4
Coding region: 70-447 (125 amino acids)
Cellular component (GO): cytoplasm; nucleus; ribonucleoprotein complex
Molecular function (GO): mRNA binding
Source: RefSeq, a predicted model, not a curated record